Messenger RNA from Paramisgurnus dabryanus, 5389 nucleotides. It is a transcript of the gene asap1a, whose product is annotated as ArfGAP with SH3 domain, ankyrin repeat and PH domain 1a. Gene Ontology annotation, biological process: positive regulation of GTPase activity. Gene Ontology annotation, cellular component: cytoplasm. Gene Ontology annotation, molecular function: GTPase activator activity; protein binding. NCBI's taxonomy places the organism in Eukaryota, Metazoa, Chordata, Actinopteri, Cypriniformes, Cobitidae. The record is from RefSeq and is a predicted model, not a curated record.
GACUUUAGCGGCAUGCGAUUCAGUCCCAGCGCCGGUGGAUAACAGCACAAUGCAGUGAAUAUGGUGCCACCUGGAAACACGGAGCUUUCCGCACAAUUAACUUUGCAAUUACUUUUGAAACUGCUAAUACGGGGUGAAACCGCAGCGGUGUCGGCUAUUUUAUUGAGGUGACUACAGAGCCAUGAGGUCCUCAUCCUCGCGUUUGUCGAGUUUUUCCUCCAGGGAUUCUCUAUGGAGCCGGAUGCCGGAUCAGAUCUCCGUGUCUGAGUUUCUCUCGGAAACGACGGAGGAUUACAAUUCCCCCACGACAUCGAGCUUCACCACCCGCCUGCAGAGCUGUCGGAACACGGUCAAUGUCCUGGAGGAGGCUUUGGACCAGGACCGAACAGCUUUACAAAAGGUCAAGAAAUCUGUCAAAGCUAUCUACAACUCCGGUCAAGAGCAUGUGCAGAACGAGGAGAAUUAUGGUCAGGCGCUGGACAAGUUUGGCAGCAACUUUAUCAGCCGAGAUAACUCUGAUCUGGGAACAGCCUUCAUCAAGUUUUCAGGCCUCAUCAAAGAACUGGCUGCCCUGCUCAAGAACCUGCUUCAGAGCCUCAGUCACAAUGUCAUCUUCACCCUGGACUCUUUGCUGAAAGGAGAUCUGAAGGGAGUGAAGGGGGAUCUUAAAAAGCCAUUCGACAAGGCCUGGAAAGACUAUGAGACCAAGUUCACAAAAAUCGAGAAGGAGAAGAGGGAACAUGCCAAGCAGCACGGUAUGAUCCGUACGGAGAUCACCGGUGCAGAAAUCGCAGAGGAGAUGGAGAAGGAACGACGAAUCUUUCAGCUACAGAUGUGCGAGUACCUGAUCAAAGUCAAUGAGAUUAAAACCAAGAAGGGAGUGGAUCUUCUCCAGAAUCUCAUCAAGUAUUAUCAUGCACAGUGCAAUUUUUUCCAGGACGGUUUGAAAACGGCUGAUAAGUUGAAGCAGUACAUCGAGAAGUUAGCUGCUGAUCUCUAUAACAUAAAACAGACCCAGGAUGAGGAGAAAAAACAGCUCACUGCUCUCCGAGAUCUCAUCAAGUCAUCUUUACAGCUGGACCAGAAAGAGGAUUCUCAGAGCAAGCAGAGUGGUUACAGUAUGCACCAGCUGCAGGGCAAUAAAGAGUUUGGCAGUGAGAAGAAAGGCUAUCUCUUUAAGAAGAGUGAUGGGAUCCGUAAGGUAUGGCAGAGGAGGAAGUGUUCAGUGAAAAAUGGCAUCCUCACAAUCUCCCAUGCUACAUCCAACAGGCAGCCAGUGAGACUGAAUCUGCUGACCUGCCAGGUUAAACCCAGCGGAGAGGAUAAGAAAUGCUUUGACCUGAUCUCUCAUAAUAGAACUUAUCAUUUCCAGGCAGAGGAUGAACAGGAGUUUGUAAUAUGGAUCUCAGUGCUGACUAACAGUAAAGAAGAGGCUCUGAACAUGGCUUUUCGUGGGGAACAGAGCGCUGGAGACGACAGCCUGGAAGACUUGACCAAAGCCAUCAUUGAAGAUGUAUUACGCAUGCCUGGAAAUGAAGUCUGCUGUGACUGUGGAGCACCAGAGCCUAAAUGGUUAUCCACUAACCUCGGCAUCCUGACCUGCAUCGAGUGUUCAGGGAUCCACAGGGAAAUGGGAGUUCAUAUUUCACGCAUUCAAUCCAUGGAGCUCGAUAAACUCGGGACCUCUGAACUCUUGCUGGCCAAAAAUGUGGGUAACAGUAGUUUUAAUGAAAUAUUGGAAGGUAAUCUGCCGAGUCCAUCACCGAAACCAACACCAUCAAGUGAUAUGACCGAAAGGAAGGAGUACAUAAACGCUAAGUACGUGGAGCACAGAUUUGCCCGGCGGACAGCAACUACAGCCACAGCCAGACAGGGCGAUCUGUACGAGGCCGUGAGGACCCGAGACCUGAUGGCCCUUAUUCAGCUCUAUGCGGAUGGAGUGGAGCUAAUGGACCCAUUUUUAGAGGCAGGACAGGACCCAGGAGAGACCGCUCUGCAUUUUGCCGUGCGGACAGCAGACCAAACCUCACUGCAUCUGGUGGACUUCCUCGUCCAAAACAGUGGAGCUCCAGAUAGACAGACAGAGAGUGGAAAUGCUGCUCUGCAUUACUGCUGCACAUAUGAAAAGCCAGAGUGUCUCAAACUGCUGCUCAGGGGAAAGCCAUCUAUUGAUCUAGUAAAUCAAAAUGGGGAGACAGCUUUGGACAUAGCCAGACGAUUAAAAAAUACACAGUGUGAAGAGCUACUGGUGGAGGCAGCGGCUGGCAGGUUUAAUCCUCACUUGAAUGUGGAGUAUGAGUGGAACCUACGACUGGAGGAAAUCGACGAGAGUGAUGAUGACUUGGAUGACAAGCCCAGUCCGGUGAAGAAGGAGCGAUCUCCCCGACCUCAGAGUUUCUGUCAUUCCUCAAGUGUGUCUCCUCAGGAGAAACUGACGUUGCCAGGGUAUAUAGGACACAGGGACAAACAGAGACUCUCCUACGGAGCGUUUGCCAAUCCCGUCUACAGCACCUCCACCGAAACGCCUGCAUCUCCCGUAUCAGAAGGCCCCACAAUAGCCAGCAAGACGACGGCAAAAGCUCCGCCCACCGGACCGCCAACUUCCCUGCCUCUGGCUUCUCAAUCAAGUGUAGGAGGGAGCUCCACUCUAUCUAAGAAGAGAGCUCCUCCUCCACCUCCUGGACACAAGCGUGCCCUCUCUGACCCCCCCAGCCCCGUGCUGCAUGGCCCCCAAAGCAAAGGAAGUGAGUCCACACCUUCUUCUGCAAACCGGACGUCCCCUGCCAAUAAGUUUGAGGGAAUUCAGCAGCAGCAGAGCACUACUUCUGUGAACACAAAAGCAGCAUUUGGCCCACGAGUUCUUCCCAAACUACCUCAAAAAGUGGCACUACGAAAGAUCGACACAAUCCACCUCCCUUCAGUGGACAAGACCAGUCCAGGACCCGAUGUGCUACCGAAGACCCCGCAGGCCCAGGACGCGCCCCCCAUCAGAGCUUCAGAUUCAAUAACUAGACCCACAGAACCCCCUCCUAAAAUUCCCCAACCUGCAGAGCGCUCGCUGCCACUCGAGGUGCCACAGAAACCGCACGUCUCCGACCUUCCCCCUAAACCGCAGCUGUCGGAUCUUCCCCCGAAACCCCAACUAUCGGAUUUACCACCAAAACCUCAGCUUUCUGACUUACCCCCAAAACCACAGCUUAAGGAUCUUCCCCCUAAGCCGCAGCUCUCAGAUCUUCCAGCCAAGCCUGCGGUGUCUGCUGCGACUGAACCCGCACAGAGGCAACUGACGCAGGAGGAAACGAGUCCCAAGCCCCAGCUGACAGAGGUGCAGUCCUCCAGCCAACAGGAGGAGCUCUCACCGAGACAAGCAAGUGAGGAUACAAACGGCACACCUGCGGGAGCUGUGGAGAUGCCGGUACCUAUGCCACGAAAAAUAAACAUAGUAGGAAAAAACAAAGUCAAGCGUGUGAAAACCAUCUACGACUGUCAAGCAGACAAUGAUGAUGAGUUGACGUUUGUGGAGGGAGAGGUUAUAAUUGUUACAGGAGAAGAGGAUCAGGAGUGGUGGAUCGGGCACAUAGAGGGGCAGCCUGACCGGAAAGGGGUCUUCCCAAUGUCCUUUGUGCACAUUCUGUCAGACUGACAGUAUAUAAGAGGCAAUCGGGAGGCUCUCUAACUAGCACAAGCUCCGCUCUUUCUGUCCUCACACACUGAACUGCGGGCAUUGCCUCUGUACAUAGCUGCUGAAAUCCAAACAGUCUAUAGACAAACAAAACAUGAAGUAUGAAACCCAUGCGCCCUUAAUCCUCAAGGGUGAAAUGUGUAAACUGUGUGUUGUUCAUAAACUGUGUUAUCCUGCCUACCAGUAUUAUCGUAGCCAUGGCAACCCAGCAUGCCAAACUGGGUUUGCAGUAGCUAUACUUGGAAUCUAGCACUUAACAUGUAUGCUGUAACUUUGUGUAUGUGUACACAUAUAGAAUAAUAUGUAUGUCCAUUUUAAGUGUGUCUUCUUUGUACAUACAUAUGCACAGAUGUAAGUGUAUAUUUAUGUACGUAUGUAUAAUGUACAAGUGUGCAAAUGUAUGUUAACCCUGCUUGCUUAUGGAGUGACAUUUUAGUGUACUGUUUAAAAGAAAAUCAUCUCUUGAAUUUUUGGAAGGAGUAAAUGAUAUUAGAAAACAAUCGAGUUCCUUAAAUGCUAUAAUGGUGUUGAAAUUCCCAGCAUAGUGGCAUGCUGAUCAGGGAUCAAACCAAAAUGUAAAGGUUUUCGGCAUACAUCUUCUCAUCUCCUGUACAAUCAAAAUAUGCAUUUGUUAAGUUUGCAUCGCUUUGAAUUAUUGGUGCGACAGGACAAAGCCAGACGUCAUCUUUAUUCUGAAGGCCUCAAUGAGAUAAAGACUUGUUUUAAGAAAGUGCUUCUUGAAAUGUUACCUCUUCAUACCCGUAUUCUCUUAAUAUGCAUCUAAUGUUAUGCAUAUAUGGGAGGACUGAUUGUUCCUCUCCCAUUGUUGGUUAAUGCCAAAAUUGAUGCCUCAGCUCUGGGAAAGUGUCCUUGUCAAUCUUGUUUUAUUAGAUCAUACAGUUUACCCGGUCUCUGGAAGUCAUGCAUAAAUAAGUUUACAUGCUCUGACCUUUCAUUCACACAUGAAUAUGAUCAGUCAAAAGUUGUUGGCUUUGUAUAAAAACUGAUCAAGAACACAAUCUGUUUAAGAUUGGUUAGGAUGAGAUUUUUAGUUUCGCUUACAGUGACUGUGGAAUGUGAUUUCUUGUGGUUUUGUUUUUGGGUUUGAAUUGAACUCCGAGGGAACAUAGCAGUGAGUGACUGACUCUGUACGAUUCAGAAUGAACUAACGCUACUUUCUCUUUACCCUAUCAGGGAGACCAGCAUUCACUUGGUUUUUAACUAUUAUUGUAUUAACAAAAGAUUAUGUAUUAAUGAAUGCCACCUGUACUAUAUUUGAUGAUGAUAGUAUUUGACAUUUAUAGGGCUAAAGUGUUUUAGCAUGGAGAGGGGUGUACCUUUUCCCUUCAAGUUUAUUAUUUCCUUUUGUUUGUUUAGGACAUUUAUGUUAAUUAAUAACAACUUAAGGAUUCAUAACAGGUAUUUAGCACAAGAAACUCAAUAAAGGUGUAGGAGCAGGUGUUUCUGUCCAGAUCAAUCUCCAGUGGGAUUCUGAUUGGGCGAGUAUUGUUACAUAUCAGCUGAUGUUUGGAAACGGCCAACAACACAUAUGAAUAAAUAAACUGGAUUAAGUCCUAAUGUAACUUUUAGGAUGUAUUUUGUCAUUCUUAUUGUUUGUUUUGUCUGUGUUUGCUGCACUGUACGUUCAGUCAGAAAGAAUCCACAAUUGGCUAUCAAGUUUAAGAUCUUUAAAUAAAGACUAUGUUG